AUGUCGGUUGAAAAGCACGCCAUCGAUGACAAGAGUCACUCUAUCGGCGACAAGAAAACCGACGUCGACGUCUCCAACCGAUUGGUUGCUGGCCCCAUGGACUCGCAACCUGUUUCACUUGUCGAGUACAUCCACUGGGCCAAGAUCCAGCGAGAGAUCGAGGCGCGUGACACGACGUAAGUGGGCUCGAUCUAAGCGGUUCCGAUUCUGUGCCUAAGCUCAACCCGAGGGGCGACUCGUGGCCCUGACUGGUGGAUCUGGCUCGCCAAAAUAUCUUGACAUUAACCAUCUUUUCGAAACGUUCAUCCAUAGUCAGGUUAAGACCGGCGGCUUGGGUCCCUUGGGGAAGAUCAUUGCGCAAAAGAUGGACAAGACCGGCGGGGAGGGAAUGACCGUCAGCCCUGAGAUUCAGCAGCGCAUGGAGGCCGAGCUAGAGCAGAUGCAGGGCUUCUCACCCCAUCAUCAGGUACGAUGAACAUCGUAGGUCACCUGGAUAAUGGCUCUGGGCAUCAUCGCGCUGACACAAGAGCCCCUAUUCUUUUUGCGCGUUCGGCCUUCAGGAGCUCUCGAACGCGCGUCGCAUGUUGCGUCAAGCCGGAUGGGCCACGGUUUUCUUCCUGAUCACGAUCGAUAUCCUUGGUCCUUACAACUCAGCAUAUGCGAUUAGUACAAUUGGACUGGUUCCCGGUAUCUGUCUGUGUGAGUAUGGUGGACAACGGCGAAGAAGAGCGAGAGGAAGCGGACCCCACUGUGCGCGUUGUUUCCGAGCGGCGCGCUGAACUUGUCCUGGUUGUGGUGGCUCCGCAGAUGCAUUGUUUGGUGCAGCAGCUGGCUUCACCGGAUACAUGAUAUGGAAGAUGUUUUGCCAGCUCGACUCGGUGCGAUUCCCCGUUCGACACUACGGCGAUUUGGCCGAGCGCAUUUACGGCCCCUGGGCUCGUCAUGUGUGCAACGUCCUCGUCACCCUCCAACUCUUGUUCAACUGCGGUAUCGUCAUCCUCGGAAAUGGGCAAGCUCUAACUCAGAUCGUUAAGGGCAACAUUUGCUUUACCGUCUCGAUCGUCAUUUGGGCCGUGGUGGGAGCGGUAAUCAGUUUCGUCCGCAAGUUGCACGCCUUUUCGGCCUUCGGCAACUUCUCGGUCUGGCUGAACAUCUUGAUCAUGAUCUUGUCGAUGGCUUUUGUCGCCCACUCGCCUCCCAACAUCGCUGGUGCGAUCGCGGCGUACGGCGAUUCGAUCGGCACGGGUCCCGUUGUGAUCAAGGCAGUCGUCGGCGGUAGCGUGUUCAACCAAGUGAACGGCGCGUUCAACAUGGUCUUCGCCUACGGCGGCAGCAUGAUCUUUCCCGAGAUUAUCGCCGAGAUGCGACGACCCUACGACGCCAUUAAGGGUAUUGCGUGCGCCCAGAUCUUCAUCUUCACCGUCUACCUCUUCUACGGAACCUUCAUCUACUGCUCCCAGGGCCAAUAUACCUUGCCGCUUGCCUACCAAGGUGUUUCCAAGUAUGCUUGGCAAUGCAUCGGCAACGGCAUCUCGCUCGUUACGGUCACUGUCGCCGCGGGUCUCUAUGCCAACGUCGGUCUCAAGGUCGUCUACACCAACAUUGUCGAGGGCGUGUUCAAGGGGCCUUCGCUCAUGUCGAGGAAGGGUCAAAUGAUUUGGCUUCCUAUGGUCAUCAUUUGGUGGGUGGUCGCCUGGGUCAUCGGAACCGGUCUCCCCGGUUUGGGUGCCCUCACCGGCCUCGUCGGAGCCGUCGCCAUCUUCCAGUUCUCCUACACGUUCCCGCCUUUCCUCAUACUGGGCCUCACCGUGGGUAUGGACGCCUCGCUCGCCGAUGAGCCCUUUACCACUCCCGGUGUAGCCCCCAAGCGUAUCGACACGUGGCGUGAUUUCGUAAGUUGCCGCAGUGGUUCUCUCGUGCUCAAGGAGCCCCUCGCUGAGAGCUUAUCUGCUUCGCAGUCGCGCUGGAAGCGUGGUUUCGCGGCCGGUGGAAGCAAGCGUCUCGCAUACAAGUAAGUCGAACUAGGACUCAUCAUCGAAGCUCGUACUUGAGCUCAUCAUGCCUUCGAUCCGCACGCGCUGCAGGAUCUUCAACGUCUUCUUCUUCAUCGGCGCUCUCGCCACUGGGGGUCUCGGCAUGUGGGGGACGGGAACGGCUCUUGCUCAGACGAUCAAGGCCGGAGCAGCUUCUUCUUUCGGAUGUGCCGCACCCGUCUAA
Messenger RNA from Microbotryum saponariae, 2217 nucleotides. NCBI's taxonomy places the organism in Eukaryota, Fungi, Basidiomycota, Microbotryomycetes, Microbotryales, Microbotryaceae. The record is from the annotation of a GenBank genome assembly.